Ruditapes philippinarum (Manila clam) is the source of this 2547-nucleotide messenger RNA. Its product is annotated as cartilage intermediate layer protein 2-like. The transcript is spliced from 4 exons. Bases 159 to 2336 code for a protein of 725 amino acids. NCBI's taxonomy places the organism in Eukaryota, Metazoa, Mollusca, Bivalvia, Venerida, Veneridae. The record is from RefSeq and is a predicted model, not a curated record.
CGGAUGAUUUCAAUAUCGAUCAAUCAUGCAUCCGGUUCGUUAUUGACGUAAAUAAAGGUGGAAUGCUGCCUAUAAAAGAGAGUGUUUGUGUUUGAUAUUUCAGAAUUGCUUCAUUGCUUCAUCCAGUAGAGACACAGAAGAAAAGACAAGGCAUAAAUAUGCAAGUUGGAACAGCUUUAUGUGUUAUUAUAGUUGUCAUGGCGUCCAGUUUGACUGAGGGACACCGUACCACACCAUCGAGUCCUCUUAGAUAUGAACGCUAUAAAAGAUUCUUAUGUUCAUACUGGUACAACUGGCCAUGGGUACUAAAAGUUGAGAGGACGGAACCGACAGAACGACUAUCACAAAUGAGAACUCUGGUUGGAACCUGCGAAGUCGAUGUUGGUACUUGUCCAGUUGGAUCCUGUUCAACAUUUCGAAAGUUUUCAGAGUUUUGUCCUGAUGAUGGAUACAUCUGCGCUGAAACAGAAACCCGAAUCAAAGACUGUGGACAGUUCGGAGGCAUAUCGUAUGAAUACGUUAAACAGUGCGGGUGUUGUAAAGAUACUGGUAUCGUUGUCACUGGUAUUGUAAAAGACCAAGCCACUAACGAGCCAGUUGGAAGAACACUUGUCUUUUUUGACAUCCACAGAAGGCCUGCAGUUACUGGUGUCAAUGGUAUGUUCAGAACAACUAUUGAAUCGAGCGUUCGGCGGGUUGUUAUUAGAACAAAAAACAGAAAUUACCUGGAAGCCGUCAAGGUUGUUGAUAUACCGGAAGGUUUCAGAGGUCCAGUAGAAGUUGAACUGUUUGUCAUUAGGAAAUCUAACCCGGUGAAAUUCGAUUCAACCGUUAAUACAGUGCUUUCUCUUUCAAAUAAUCCACUAGAUCCAGAAGCCGGUCAUACAGUUGUCGAAAUUCAAGCAAAUUCUUUCAUUAAUCGCCAAGGAAAGCCUUACCAAGGAACUGUCAUUGCACGCAUUACAUUUAUAGAUACAGAAAAUAACCCCGACAAUGUAGCUCCAGGUGUAUUUCAAACUGCAGUUGAAAAUUCGGUUGAACCUCUUAUCACCGAUGGUGUAGUUUCCUUUAGUUUUGAAAAUGCUGAUGGAAAAGAUAUUAAGCUUUCGGCACCAGUGAAAUUUACUGGACGAGAGGGUAUGAGAGUCUGGAAGCUUAAUUCUUUUACCGGUUUAUGGGAACUUGUGAAACCUUCUCAAACAAGAGGUAAACGUCAGGUUUCUCUUGAUGACAUACUGAGCAUUGAAACUGAUCGUUGGUACAAUAUUGACAAGAUUCCUGGCGCUCCAAGAUGCUACUUUAAAGGACGAAUAUUUGAUGAACUAAGUGGAAUAGAGAUCACAAGCAGCAGUACUGCAUCAUUUAGGCCAGAAAUAACUGCGUACACAUCUAUCGGACAGCGUCUGCGACUGUAUGCGGGAUAUACAACUGAACCAAGUACAACAUGCUAUGAAGUGAGAUGCCCAAUAGUUAGUAAUCCUGAUGAUAACCUUGCUGGUUUUAUUAACAUGUCUUCAACAGAGGUUGUUACUAUCGGGGGAAUAAACUUUCCACUCAUCACUUAUCUUACUCCAAAAGAACUUGCUGACUAUGACGCUGCUGUUAUACAGCCAAAACUUUCUGAUGUUCAAUAUGACAUUGCACCAAAUGAGUUGGAUAUUUUCGUAAAUUUUGUUUCCGACAUUGCAGGUCCCUUUUACAGAAACAAAAAUAUUUGUGAAAAUUCAAGUAUAUCACAGCCAGCCUUUCAUUUCUUUAAACCAGAAUUGCCUACGUAUGAGCCGGUCCCUGAUGAUACUGAAAUUUGCACAGCAAGGAUCACUUUUAAAGAUCGUUAUAACUUCUACAACUAUAUUUCAAACGUAACGAAUAUGCCAAAUGUGACGGGUAUAAGCGUGUGGGGACAAGACGGCACCAAUUUCUACUACACAGAUGUUGCUCAAAUGGAACUCUAUACAGAUGGCAAUACUACUUUUGUUUUCAUAUGUCUUAAAUACAGAUGUAGUCAAGAGAAUGACCUAACUACAGUGUACAUUGAUAUAGAAAUCCCAGUCGUAAACGUUACCUAUAAUCGCACCUUCCCUAAUGGAACAGUUGUCAAUUAUACAUAUGAACAACAAGACUUUGGUUGUCAUGGAAAUCAUGCCAAAGAAUCUGAAGUGAACGGAGGCGAUGGAAUUGCUACCAUUGAAGGAUCAUUCACAGCACCUGUCAAUGUCGGUACAGGUCCAGAUUUUUACAAUACGGAAUUCAACGAUUGCAAACAGGAGACAAAUUCUACAUCGUUUGCGUAUGAACUGUUUUGCUAUAGCAAACGUGGUGGACAGGAAGCAUAAGGUUAACGAAUAUUCCAAGCAGUUACACAGAUAUUGUGAUACAUAGUACUUUAAUAACUAAUUCCGUUAAGGAGCUAAGGCAACUUCAACUUGGUCACUUUAGAAAAUGAAUGCUCUGAUUUUUUAUGAAAAUGCUAAUACUAUUUAAAAUAUAUAUUUCUUGUCUGAUAUGUAAGUAUGCAUUACACCAGGAUUAAAGAGAAAAAAAUAC